AAUGCAUUUUGCAUUUAAUUUUCCAUUUUAUUUGAGAAUUCAGCGAUAAAUUUUAUAAAUUUGAUGUUUGAGAACCCGGAAAAUGAUAUUUAAUCGAUAUUUUGCAAUAAUAAUAACGAAAAGCUUGCAGAAUCCGCCGAAAUUCCCAUGACAAGCCGGAUUUUGCAACGAUUCUUCACUGUUUCGACAAGUUUGAGGAGUCUGACACGCGCAGAAGUUCCCGGAGAGAAGAUUGAUGCAAAGAGAGCCCGGCUUCUCUACCAAAGCAAAAAACGUGGAAUUCUGGAAAACGACAUUCUCCUGGGCGAUUUUGCCGAGCAAAACCUCAAAAAAAUGAGCGAGCCCGAGCUGAAGGCCUACGAUAAGCUCAUCAACGGAGAACACAUGGAAUGGGACCUCUUCUACUAUCUUUCCAACAAGAAAAGCCCGCCGGAAGACGUGGAAAGCUGUCAGGUUUACCAAAAAGUCAAGAAGUUCGUCGACGACAAGCGAGUGCCGAAAUCAUGAUAAUUUGAUAAUUUUUUGCCGGAAUUUCCUCAAUUUUCCCCUGAAAAUCUCGAAUUUCCUUUUCUCUCUGUACAUUUUUUAGGUUUACCGUUGAUUUUUUUACUAUGAAAAGGUGAUUUUUGUCCUCAAAUUUCUUGAAAAAUGCGUGAAAAUUCGCUUGAAAAAUAUUUGAAAUUGUUUAAUUCUCAUUUUUGACAGUUUUCUGCUAUUUUCCAUGAAUUUUCGGCCAAAAAAUCUCGAAAUUCGUUGGAUUUUGCAGAUUCUCACCAAAAAAAAACGCAUUUUUCUGUCCAUUUUCAAAGAAUUAAUUCUUAUUACGCUAAACAACACGCGUCUGUGGAAUUUCGGAGCGUCGUUGUUCAACAUUUUUACACUUUUUAAUGCUUAUUUUCCAUUUUAUUUGAGAAUUCAGCAAUAAACUUUAUAAAUGUUA
This is a messenger RNA of Caenorhabditis elegans, 940 nucleotides long. It is a transcript of the gene Y57A10A.29, whose product is annotated as Succinate dehydrogenase assembly factor 2, mitochondrial. Gene Ontology annotation, cellular component: mitochondrial matrix; mitochondrion. Gene Ontology annotation, biological process: mitochondrial electron transport, succinate to ubiquinone. The coding region runs from base 148 to 507 and encodes 119 amino acids. The transcript has 2 exons. The record is from RefSeq and is marked reviewed. NCBI's taxonomy places the organism in Eukaryota, Metazoa, Nematoda, Chromadorea, Rhabditida, Rhabditidae.